AUGCACAUCAACUGGAGGAUCCAUGUCGGCUGGAGGAUUUGUCUAGUCCACUCUCGAGAUGCUGCUACAAGCAUACCAACAGCCGCAAUAACUACAACUACCACAACUUCAACCACGACAGCCACAAAAAGCAACCACAGCAACUACAACAACCACAACUACAGCAGCAACCAUUACAACUGCUACAACAGCAAUCAAUACAACAGCUUCUCCUCCUACAACAGCCACAACCACUACAAUAACUACAACAACCAUUACAACAACUACUGCUACAGCAGCCACAACAACCACUACAAUAACUACAACAACAACAACCAUUCGCGGUUCACCUCGGGUUCUGCGGCCAUUGUUCAGCCCUCAACAGCUGAUUACCCUGUUGCUCUUUCGCUUGGUUUUAGAGGCAAAGGGGCCAUUGUAACGCCCAUGUCCCACGCCUUUUCGGUCGCUAGACUUUCUUAG
Messenger RNA from Penaeus vannamei (Pacific white shrimp), 459 nucleotides. NCBI's taxonomy places the organism in Eukaryota, Metazoa, Arthropoda, Malacostraca, Decapoda, Penaeidae. The record is from RefSeq and is a predicted model, not a curated record.